Molecule: messenger RNA, 2948 nt
Organism: Patiria miniata (bat star)
Lineage: Eukaryota; Metazoa; Echinodermata; Asteroidea; Valvatida; Asterinidae
Exons: 2
Coding region: 410-1405 (331 amino acids)
Source: RefSeq, a predicted model, not a curated record
CGCUGGAACAUACCCAGCAUUCUACUGCAACACCCUGCCUACCAGGUUGCUGAUAGCGAUAGGACCAGACAGUGGAUGAUAUGAGAGGUACAGUGAUGAUAAUCUGAACAUAGACAUCACCAGAGCGAGACUUCAGUACUGGUCUUCAAGGUCCAUCGCCAGUCUCAGUCCACCUUCGACCGGCCCGUGACCGGGCCUAGGUCCAGGGGUCCCAUCCCAUCACUGUUUGGAGGACAGAUUUUGUCAGAACAAGGUGGAGAUCUCUCUACUCUAGGAAAACGAAAUUGCUUGGACAAUAGACUCACCACGAAGAGAAAGAUCGAAGAUGGAAUAGCAACACCUGCUUCACCUAUUCACACAACAGAGCAUAAUAUUGAUAUCACUUCAGGCCACCUGCUAUCCAACCUGCAUGUGGCCCCAGUACGCCCAAGAGUACCACCCGGUAGAGCUACACGAGCUUAGCUUGGAAGAACUGACAGGAACACGCCCCUCUCACAGGGGCGCGUUGAUGUACCUGAAGCAAAAGGGGAUACCAGAAUACACAGUACAGUUCAAAGACACAGGCCCACAGAUAGGACACUUGAGGAAGCUAGUCAAGGCGAUCGAGCACGAUUUUUACACCGGUCCUGUGACCAGACACCCAGAGGUUCAACCACCACCUGGGAGGGGCGUACGACUAAGGCCAAGGGACAUCAUCGGAGGACCAUCGCAGAGUCAGAGGUACAAUUCCAGUAGACCCAUGGCGAGCCGCGAGCUGAUGACGGGGAGGAGGGAUGGUCGAGCGGCAGCUCUGUUUCAGAGAAUGAAGGACAGGUCUGAUCAGUAUGUUGUCGAAGAGUCUCCAGGACAAGGGUAUUACCAACAACAAGAUCCAUAUGGUGUAGACGCCACAGAUCGAGGGAAGCGGCCCUGGCAGAGGAGCCCAUGGGAGGAAGCUGCCGAACACCCUCUAGGUCUCCCAGAUAGGGCCUUCGAGCCGCCUGUACCCAAACCCAAACCAAAGCCUAAACUACAGAAUCCAGCCCAAGUCCAGAAACGAGGGCCGCCUGGUUACAGUCAGGUCGACUCCAUCCGCCAACGCCAACAGGCUCCCCUGAAGCCCGGCAACAAACCCGUCAAGAUCGGGUGCACUUGGAAGGGAGAGACGAGCAAAAUGAGGUUCCACUCUGGAGUCCAGCCCUACGAAAUGGACUUCAACCGGACUGCCCGCGGAUGGAGUCCCGGUCACAUUCAAACCGACCAUCACCGUGACAACUUCAACCAGCGUCCCACAUCUUGGGGCUACGAGGAGGAUCAAUAUUCUCCAGGAGGCCGUCAGAGAGCUGCCGAGGUUGCUCGGUCGAGGCAGAUCGUUGGGAACAUCGUUGGGCCAAGUUCUUGGGGAGGCGAGAGCGACGACUUAUAAUACUCUUGCUCUUAGUAUAGUCGAUUGAUUGAAACAUUUUUAUCGCCGUUGUUAUAAAUAAACCUUGUGAUGUCUCUCUUAUGGGAUUUGACUGUAGUGUUUGUUUAACUAGAUGAGAUAGACAGUUUUGGACUCUUGUGCGAAAAGUGCAAGACCCGUUUGAAUCGUCGGGAACUGACAAACUAUCAACAAAUUUAUCGGCGAUACAUCUUCCUGUCCCUUCACUCAGUCAUACUGGAGAAAGCCUGUUGUAGUGUUCUUCGAUAAACUUUACUUAAGAUUUGUUAAGAUGAUAAUGAUUUAAGUUCAAGAAUUAUUUUUAGUACAUUUAUGUAAACAACUCGAUGACAUUUACACAUAAAAAAAUGCUUACUAAACUUUAAUUUUCUUCUGGCAUUUUGUUCACAAAUGUCAAAUCAUCUUGCCAUGGGUUUUGUUUAGAAAUGUUUAGAAUUUUUGCCAAGAUUUUGAUGUCAAUUUGAAAUGCCCAAUGUCAUUAAUUGUGUAACAGCAAUUAAGAUGUUGAGCAACAACUGUGCGCUAAAAUGCCUUUGUACAAAACUAUUCAGAUUUCUUGAUGAAAAAGUAAAUCAAGAUUUUGAUGUAUGGAUGUAGCUUUUUCGUCCAGCAAAUAAAACUUAUGUAUAUUCUUAGUCUUACUAGUUUGGGUCAGAAAAAAAAGUUCGGUGGUAAAUCAUUGGACGGGUUGUUUGAAGAUAAAGAAAAAGUUGACAGCGACAUGAUACAUUUUUGGCAAGAGAUUAUCUGUAAAACUAAAAUAGAUGGAUGAUGAGAAGUGAACGGGAGCAGACUGAUUCGAACUUCUCAGCCAGUUGGCGUGGCUAUUUACAAGAACACCGGAAUAAAAAUGGAUGUGGAAAAUAUGACAAAUCAUGGGAAAUGGAUCAGCUGCCAUACCAAAUUUACAUGUAUGUUAUUGCGCAUUAUAGUGUGAGAAUAGGGACAAUUUGAAUCCUGAAAGUGCCACAGACAAUCAUUAACAUGUGGUAAAAGUUGAGGUAAAAAAAAACAUGGAUUAAAGGACAAUGUUGAGCAGGAAAGUUUCUAGAAAUACACAGAAUGCAAAUGAGUUGGUUAAACGUGUAGGAUUAAAGGUCACGGCACGCAGAGAACUUCACCUUUGUUGUUGGGCUGGACAGACUUGAUCGCCAAGGAAUGAAUACAAAUUGUGUACUAUUUUAGCAGUACUUAGAUUUUACAACUUAGUACUUAGAUUAAAAACGUCAAUUUAGGUAUAAACAUUGUAUUUAAUCAAAACUAACAGACUUGUGCUUGCAGUCAGUACGAAUAUGUUAAUUAUAAGCUUGUCGUUGAUAUAGAAUUUAUCAUCAAUCAAGCAAUUUACAACAUAAAAAAGACUUUUCGUUCACGAUAAAAUAUGCGGUGUCAAGGGUGAACCAACUUAAAUAAUAAUUAUUUAUUUACAUUUUUUCCUCUACACCGACUGUAUACAGGUGCCUCAUUUUUCCACACAGAAAAUUCUGUUUGCAGAUGCAAUAAACGAGCCUUUCGAAAUAAAUCA